Molecule: messenger RNA, 2976 nt
Organism: Arthroderma uncinatum
Lineage: Eukaryota; Fungi; Ascomycota; Eurotiomycetes; Onygenales; Arthrodermataceae
Product: kinesin family protein
Exons: 2
Coding region: 1-2976 (991 amino acids)
Biological process (GO): microtubule-based movement
Molecular function (GO): microtubule binding; ATP binding; microtubule motor activity
Source: RefSeq, a predicted model, not a curated record
AUGGCGGCCUCGGGCGGCGCGUCUUCAAUCCAGGUGACGGUUCGAGUACGGCCAUUUACAAUUAAAGAAGCUGCACAGCUCGCGAAAUGUGACGAGGGAAUGCUCUUCAUGGGCGACGGCUCCCUGGCUGGCACUGCUCCCAAGCUGCAGCAAAAAGGUCUCCGCUCAAUUAUCAAGGUGGUGGAUGGCAAAUGCCUAGUAUUCGACCCCCCUGAAGACAACCCCUUGCAGCGAUUUUCCAGAUCCGUUAUUCCCAACAGAGCAAAACGUGGAAAGGACCAAACAUUCAUGUUCGAUCGAGUAUUCGACGAGAACACAACUCAGGGAGAUGUAUACGAAGCUUCUACCAAACACCUCCUAGACAGUGUCUUAGAAGGAUAUAAUGCCACCGUUUUCGCUUACGGUGCCACAGGCUGCGGGAAGACGCAUACGAUUACAGGAACACCCCAGCAACCCGGUAUAAUAUUCUUGACAAUGCAGGAGCUAUUUGAAAAAAUUGCGGAGAGGUCGGAGGAGAGAGUAACGGAGCUGUCUCUGUCCUAUCUUGAGAUAUAUAACGAGACCAUCCGUGACUUGCUUCUUCCCGGCGGAAGCAAACAAGGUCUUAUGCUUCGAGAGGACGCCAAUCAGACUGUAUCGGUUCCUGGACUGUCGACUCACCGCCCUCAGAAUGUUCAGGAAGUUAUGGAUAUGAUUAUGAGGGGCAACGAAUACCGAACAAUGUCUCCCACCGAAGCGAAUGAAACCUCUUCUCGAUCCCACGCAGUACUUCAGAUAAAUGUGGCGCAGAAGGACCGUAAUUCCGACCUCAACGAACCGCAUACGAUGGCCACGUUGAGCAUAAUCGAUUUGGCGGGAAGUGAGCGAGCGAGCGCAACGAAGAACCGUGGUGAAAGACUUGUGGAGGGGGCCAACAUUAACAAAUCGCUCCUUGCCUUGGGUAGCUGCAUCAAUGCCCUCUGUGACCCACGAAAACGCAACCAUGUUCCAUACCGCAACUCAAAGCUUACCAGACUACUCAAAUUCUCUCUUGGAGGCAACUGCAAAACUGUCAUGAUUGUCUGUGUUAGUCCUGCAAGUCAUCAUUUCGAUGAGACGCAGAAUACCUUGCGCUACGCCAACCGGGCCAAAAAUAUCCAAACGAAAGUUACGAGAAACGUCUACAAUGUUAACCGCCAUAUCAAAGAUUUCCUUGUUAAGAUUGAUGAGCAGAUCGCCUUGAUCAAUGAACUAAAACAACAGCAAAAGGAAUACGAGACGAUCGCCUUUGCAAAAUUCAAAAAGCAGAACGAAAAGAAAGAGGCCGUGUUGCGUGAAUCGAUUGCACGUCUUCGCAGCGCAUACGAACACGCCGCACCCGAGAGGCAGGAGAAAACCAACUGCAUGGUACGGCUUAAGCAAGUUAGUCGACGGGUGUCUAUGCUAUCCGCCUGGAUUGCUGCAUUUGAUAAUGUAUGUGCUGCUCGCGGGCAGGAUGAUACAAUGCAGGGGCUCCACGCAAUUCGAAAAUCGGCUCAAGGGAUUCUCUUUGAAUUGGAAGGCAGCCGUCAGCAUUAUCAUCAGAAAAUUGGAAAGUCUUCUUGGGAGAGGUCUAUAGAUUCUGCUCUGGAAGUGGGCAUCAGGCAGCUCCGCGAGUUGGAAACAAGCGAUAAUACCGAUAUUGAAAAUCUCAAACGGGAAGCCGAAUUGUUGAAGUCUAACGCUGAGUACGAAGCAUUGAGUGCCGUAUCAGAACAGGAUAAAACUGGCGAGUUCGAGACCACUCAGCGACUUCUCGAGGCUAACUUUGAGACAAUAUCAGCGAUUGAACAUAUAAUGCAGCUUAGUGAAGAGGAGGCCAUUGACACAGGCAAAAAAAUCCUUGGAAAGCUCUUGGAAACUUGCUGUGCCAAUACAACUAACGUCGUUAAACCCAAUGGAAGCAGCCCUGCUAAAACGGAAGCAUUCCCUCUCCCCCGCAAUGGAACCCCAAAGAGACGAAAGAGAAUCAGCCUAAUCAGCCGCGUAUCGCUCUCAAAACCCUUGGUACCUCCAGUUACCAUAACUCCGCCGGUCAACCAGACACCAAUGAAAGGUUCUCCGCGGAGAAGAAGAGGGCCAGGGCUGAAAAAGGGGGUAUAUUUCACUCCAAAGAAAUUGGGAAAGCCUAAUAAGAGGAGCGUCAGAUGGAAAGAUGACGCUGAAGAUGGACCCCUAGCAGAGUUCGAAAAGACGCCCCAGAAACCACAGUUAUCGCCGCAGCCAUUCUCAGGAUCGCCUUCUUCUCUUCCGGUUCCAACCAUGGCGUCGUCCAUUCCGUUACGGUCAGGAUCGAGGGAAACUUCUCCAAUGCCUACCCUACCACCUAUGCCUAGUACGUAUUCCAAAAAUUCGAGAUUCCAGACUGGUUUUUUGUCUAAGAAAACCAAUGAGGGUUCACCCGGUCCCGCACCAGCGCCUCCUAGUUUAACCAGACUCUCCUUAUCGGACACGGAACAAGCCUCCCCACUUCGUCAAAUUAGCAACAGCAGUACCCUAAACAGGCGGUCCCUUGAUCGUGAAAGCAACACCCAUUCGUCUGACGGUGAAGAUCCUCUGAAAAUCGACAAGCUAGAUGCCGCUAGAAUCAGCUCCGCCAUGCGACGUAUUUCCGGUUCGGGACCUGGACCUGGUGGACCUACCAAUCGACCACGUCACCGAAGCCCCAGCGUUGCAUCUAACAGUCCGCCAAAUGAAAACACCAUGUUCACAGCAUCUCAAGCCCGAAGGAUGGUGAAAAGCGAAAAGGACCAGGAAGGGCGAUACGGUGUCUUAAGCCCGAGGACGUUCCCUGUCACGAAACCUGGCAGUCAACGAAGAGUUACUUCCGUGGACCUGAAAAUGAGAGACGUGAGCAACUCGAGCAGAGACGGUGUGAGGUUUAGCACUACAGCGAUUCCUUCAGCUGGUCAACCUCGGCCAAACCUUCAGGGUUCCGGGCCUAGCGCAUGCCGUUGA